AACCCCAAAGGGUAAUGUUUGGGCUGACUAGAAGUCAAAAAAGUGCUUGAAAUACAGCAAAACCCGCUCUUUUCUUGGCAAAACCCUUGUUCAGUUAUGGCUCAUGUUCGUGCUCUGAUAGUUAGAGGAGAAAAGGUUCAGAAGUUUCUGGAGGCUGCUUGUUCAGGGAAUAUUAAGCUUUUCAAAAAAUUGGCAAAGCAACUGGAUGAUGGAAAAGGGUUGGCCGCUACGGUGGCGAAUGUGAAGGAUCGUAACAAACGAGGGGCAUUGAUUUUUGCUGCUACGGAAGACAAGAUUGAGUUGUGCAAGUACUUGGUGGAAGAGUUGAAGAUUAAUGUCAAUGAAAAAGAUGAAGAAGGUGAGACUCCUAUUCUUCAUGCUGCUAGGCAAGGACACACUGCUACUGUCCAGUACCUCAUCGAACAGGGUGCAGAUCCUGCUCCCAUCCCCUCGGGGCCAACAGCUUUGCAUCAUGCUGCAGGAAAUGGACAUAUUGAAUUGGUAAAAUUCUUGCUGUCAAAGGGCGUAGAUGUUGAUUUGCAAAGUGAUGGUAGUACACCACUUAUGUGGGCUGCAGGUCUCGCCCAGGCAGAUGCUGUUAAGGUUUUGCUGGAACACCAUGCUAAUCUUCAUGUUAAAACAGAAGGUGAUAAUAUCAGUCCUUUGCCAUUAGCUGUAGCAGCCAAUUCAUUGCCUUGCGUGGAGCUGUUAUUAAAGGCAGGGGCUAAUGUCAAUGUUAGGACUAGUGAAGCAACUCCUUUGCUAAGUGAUGGUGAAGCAACUCCUUUGCUCAUUGCUGCUCAUAGAGGAAAUGCAGAAAUUAUUAACUACUUACUACAAGCUGGAGCUGAUCCUAAUGCCGCUGAUGAGGAUGGUAAUAAGCCACUACAUGUUGCAGCUACAAGAGGCAGUCGGGCAGCUGUUAAAGCUUUAUUGCCCGUCACACCACGGAUUCAGAGUGUUCCAGAAUGGACGGUGGAUGGAGUCAUUGAGUUUAUGCAAGCUGAAUACAGGAGAAAACAGGUCAUUGGGUUUAUGCAAGCUGAGUAUAGGAGAGAACAGCAGGAAAGAACAGAAGCUGCGAGGAAAGCAAACAAGUCAAGAGUUCCAAAGAAAGAUUUACCCAAGGUGACUCCUGAAGCAAAGAAGAAAGCUGCAGAUGCAAAAGCGAGCGGAGAAGAGGCAUUUAAGAGGAAGGAUUUUGCUACGGCUGUAGAUGCUUAUACGCAGGCAAUCGAUUUUGAUCCAACUGAUGGCACUCUGUUUUCCAAUAGAAGUCUUUGUUUGCUCCGCCUGGGGCAAGCUGAACAUGCCUUAAGUGAUGCCAAGGCCUGCAGAGAACUGAGACCAGAUUGGGCAAAAGGUUGUUAUCGGGAAGGUGCAGCUCUACGUCUAUUGCAGAGGUUUGAAGAGGCAGCCCAUGCUUUCUAUGAGGGCGUACAGAUCGACCAUGAAAAUACGGAGCUCAUAACUGCUUUCAGGGAAGCCGUUGAGGCUGGUAGAAAAUUUCAUGGCACGAAUAAGAAAAACUCAUCGUCAUCCAGUUGUUAGAAAGCACAUAAUUACAGAGAAGCACUUCUAUUGCUGGGUGAUAGGACUUCCGCUGGAGCAAGUAGAUAAUACUAUUGGGCAUGCCCUCUUUUGGUAGUUUCAAAAUCUAUCAUUUGAUGUUUUUACCCUAUUUUGUUAUGGUGUAGCACUACGACUUGAUGCAAAAUUCCAUUUUGAGCUAUCUUUCACCAUCUUUUUGGGUUAGGAAGUUAUUUUCAUUCACAUCUUAACAUGGAAAUAUCAAAUUAACUGAGCAACAAUAGCCUU
Lycium ferocissimum is the source of this 1818-nucleotide messenger RNA. RefSeq lists its product as uncharacterized. The record is from RefSeq and is a predicted model, not a curated record. The transcript is spliced from 13 exons. Lineage: Eukaryota; Viridiplantae; Streptophyta; Magnoliopsida; Solanales; Solanaceae. Gene Ontology annotation, molecular function: protein binding. Bases 97 to 1551 code for a protein of 484 amino acids.